This is a messenger RNA of Toxorhynchites rutilus septentrionalis, 2173 nucleotides long. RefSeq names its product protein PTCD3 homolog, mitochondrial. Gene Ontology annotation, cellular component: mitochondrion. The record is from RefSeq and is a predicted model, not a curated record. Gene Ontology annotation, biological process: mitochondrial translation. The transcript has 2 exons. Bases 112 to 2127 code for a protein of 671 amino acids. NCBI's taxonomy places the organism in Eukaryota, Metazoa, Arthropoda, Insecta, Diptera, Culicidae. Gene Ontology annotation, molecular function: protein binding; rRNA binding; ribosomal small subunit binding.
UGUGACAUAACUCCGGCUCAGUGAGAAAAGCGAAAACAUGCAACUUUUUCUACAGUGAAUUGUAUUAAGAUAAUUUUCAAUAAAGUCGGUGUAUACAUAAUCUGCUGAAAGAUGAAUUCGUUAUACACACCAAUCAGGAAACUGCCCCUAUAUCGGGCAAGUCAAAUAAUCUCGUUGAGUCGGCUACAUUCCGCAACCAAGGUUCUGUAUCAGAGCAACACGCCUUCGGCGGAAGCGAAGCCGGAAAAAAUCGUUAUACCCCGGCGAAUAGAACGUGGUCCCACGGAUAUUCUGAACGCCCUCUCCAGCACAGUUGGUUCCGAUCCAACAGCGGCCCACUACAAGUAUCAUGACGAUCCGUUUCUGUUCCCGUUGACCAACGUAAACAAACGGAUGUAUGCCAUGGCUCAGGAGGCGGGCCGAAAGGCAGCCGCCUGGAUUCGUCAGGAAAAUGCUAAAUUGUUUCAGCACAAAGAAGCAGAUCCGCCGGUCGCAGCGUUUGUGCCAACGAUGAUCUACACUGAGGAGAGUCAGGUGGAGGAAACAGAUUUGCGGAAACUCAUCGAAAACGUUGACGUUCAAGAUGCUAUUCUGGUUUACAAGCUGCUCAAGAAAAAUAACAUUGAAGUGAGUGAGGAGCUGCGGCAAUCGUUGAUGGAAUUGUUGUGUUUCUUCAAUCACGAAGAAACUUUGGAGGAGGAAUACAUUGAAGAACGCUGGUUUCAGCAGGGCGUGACUGAGAAGAAUCGUCAGCGGAGAACCUGGAAGGAUCUCAAUCUGGCCGAACAGAUUUUUCACGACAUCGAAGAGAAGAAACCGGAACACUAUGCGGCGUUGAUUCGAGGCAUGGCUAAAUAUUACCAAAUUGAAAAAGUGUGGGCUCUGUAUCAGGAGACUAUCGAGAAACAGAUACUUCUUGAUACGACUACAUUUAAUAGCAUUCUUCAAAUUGUCUCAUUUUUGAAGGAAAAGUAUGAUGAGCGCUGGUCAGCGGUUUGCGAUCUGUUGACAACGAUGAAGACCCAAGGGCUGAAGCCAAAUGUCGGAACGCUAAAUGUCAUUCUGCAUACGAUUUCAACCAUCAGAGGACAUAAUCACCCGAGGAAUUAUGCCUUGAAAACAUUGGCGGAGUUUAAAAAAUUAGGCAUUGAGCCAUCUUUGGCCAGUUGGUAUUAUAUGCUGCUGAUAUUUUGCCGUGAACGUGGUCCAACCAGUCACAUUCUGCAUGAUAUUAUGAAUGAAAUCGAGAACAAAGAGUUCCAAAUCCAAGAUCCCAAGGAUACAUUUUUCUUCGUGACAGCUAUGGAUGUUUGCCAGAACCAUUUGCAUGAUAAGGACUUGGCGAAGAGAGUCGAUAAACUGUUGCAUUUCAAAGACAACUACGAUUUGAUUGGAGAUUCGUAUAAGGAGUCCAUUUACUACAGACACUAUUUCAGCGUUCUUUGUAGUUCGGAACCGCUGGAAGUUUUCAUGGAAACCUACAACCUGUUAGUUCCGAACGUUUACAUUCCGGAACCAUCCGUGAUGGAGGGAAUACUGCGAUCUAUCGAAAUGAAUGGCGCCGUCGAACAACUUCCCCUGAUUUGGUCCCACAUGAUCCAGUUUGAUCACAUAGGCAAGGAAGGUUUGCUCAAUCUUGUCCUGCAAACGAUUCUCGCAAAUCCGCAAUCACAAGAGCAGGAACUGGGCGAAAAGUUCACCGCUAUCGGCUGGGAUAUGUUCGUUCGUGUACAAGAGUUGGCUGCAUCCGACAGACGCUCUCAACAGACCGGACUGUCUGGCGCGAUGCUUGGAAAUAUUCUGCUUGUCUGCUGCCGGGGGAAAGAUUUGGAGAAGGCACAGGCACUGUUCGAAAAACUGAGUAAGGAGCAGAAUUCGAUAGUUGGCGAUCCGGCGGCGGAAUCUUUGCGAGCAUUUGUCCAACUGUGCAUUGAUGAGAAAAAGCCAAGCUUGGCUAUUGGGUGUUUGCAGUACUGUUCAGAAAAUGGAUAUCCGGAAUGUGCCGAGUUUGGUAGUCACAUUUAUAAGUCACUCACGCUGAGCGAGGUACAUGUUGAUAAGAUUCGCCGUUUUGCUGGGGUUGAAGCCGUGAAUCCGAAAGAAGUUAGCACACAAGAAAGUAUGUAAAUUCGUUGGGUUGGCAGUUGGAAAUAAAAUCUGCUUGAUAUAUAAA